AUGGAACAUCGAUUAGUGUUGAAUAACCGAUCGGAGUCGGACAUUCCGGAUCGCGUUUUAUGUGGGCAACUACAACAACAGUUGAAGUACUAUAAGUUUCGUCGCGUGCAUGCGAAAGAUGGAAAGGAUAUUUAUUACCUAUUCUUCAAAAGAGAAGAAGAAACAUAUUAUGCAUUGCAAGCAGGGAAAUCCAUCAAAAAUAUUUCUCUCGUGCGAUAUCGCCAUCGCAAUAUGACUGCUGCACCUGUAUGUCGUCCUGAUGAAAUUUUACCAAAUGAAGCACAGUAUCAACCUGUUCCUUCACGUCGUACUGUUGAUAUUAUACGAUACAAUUUCAGUAGAUAUAUCGAUCGAUUUUCCAAUAAAGAUGUCUUUAAAUUAUGCAUUAAACGUUUAUCAGAACAGGUAGUCGUCCAACGAAUGAAUAUGUACGAAAUACAGACAAGAAAUUGCAAAGUUAACCAUUGGUGGUGGUUAAAUCCACAAUAUACUGUCAAUAAUCAUCAAAACAUACAGAAGAUUAUGGACAUCUUUUUUACGUGA
Messenger RNA from Adineta ricciae, 543 nucleotides. Lineage: Eukaryota; Metazoa; Rotifera; Eurotatoria; Adinetida; Adinetidae. The record is from the annotation of a GenBank genome assembly.